CCUGUUUUUAUCACUGCUGGUUUUGCAGCUCUAGCGAUUGUCUAUGGAGUGUACCGUCGAUACUCUCAUAUCUCUUUGGCAGACGUUCCUGGCCCGGAGUCUGCAUCGUUUAUCAUGGGGAAUCUGAAAGAACUCUACCAAGGUCAGGCAGCGGAAGCUGACCUCAAGUGGCAAGCUCAGUAUGGGAAUAUCGUUCGCUUUAAGGGCUCUUUUGGCGAAGAUCAAUUGAUGAUUUCCGACCCGGCCGCCCUGCAAUACAUAUUUGCAAAGUCAGUUUAUCGGUUUACCAGACCGCCUGAUCGCCGUAUCCUCGCCCAGUUGGUCUGUGGAAAGGGAAUUCUCUGGGCGGAGGGUACGUCUUCAGCCACCAAAUCAAAACAUGGAAUGAUCUGUAGUUAA
This is a messenger RNA of Suillus subaureus, 399 nucleotides long. RefSeq lists its product as uncharacterized. NCBI's taxonomy places the organism in Eukaryota, Fungi, Basidiomycota, Agaricomycetes, Boletales, Suillaceae. The record is from RefSeq and is a predicted model, not a curated record. Gene Ontology annotation, molecular function: monooxygenase activity; oxidoreductase activity, acting on paired donors, with incorporation or reduction of molecular oxygen; heme binding. The annotation marks the transcript as partial. The transcript has 3 exons.